UAGCUGGACGGCUACAAUCACGGUAUUUAUUAUAGGUGGCCACUGGCCUGCCUCAGGGCCAGGCUAAAAUUACUACCAGAGAGAGAGAGAGAGAGAGAAGGCGUUCAUAACAUAGAAAUAGAUCACCAGAUUCAAAGAUGACUCACUUUGGUUCCCACGAAGAAACGUGUCUGUUUUCUCCUCCCCAGUCAACCUCCGCCUUCCACCACCACCUCUCUCUCUCUCUCUCUCUCUCUCUCUCUCUCUCUCUCUCUCUCUCUCUCUCUCUCUCUCUCUCUCUCUCUCUCUCUCCUAUGGCUCCAUCGGCGGAAACUGAAUACGGCGACAAUGUGGAGGUGCCCGACAACAAAUCUAGAGUCACGGUUGUUGGUAGUGGAAAUUGGGGGAGCGUGGCUGCAAAACUCCUAGCUUCCAACACCCUCAAACUGUCCUCCUUUCACGAUGAAGUGCUGAUGUGGGUGUUCGAAGAGGUAUUGCCUAGUGGAGAGAAACUCUCAGAGGUCAUCAAUCAAACCAAUGAGAAUGUUAAGUACCUUCCUGGUAUAAAACUUGGCAGAAAUGUUGUUGCAGUUCCAGACCUUGAACAUGCAGUUAGGGAUGCAAACAUGUUAGUUUUUGUCACCCCACAUCAAUUCAUGGAGGGUAUAUGUAGCAGACUAGUUGGAAAGAUAAGGGAAGAUGCAGAAGCAAUUUCCCUCAUCAAAGGAAUGGAGGUCAAGAUGGAAGGUCCAUGCAUGAUCUCUACCCUAAUAACAGAACAGCUUGGAAUUAAUUGUUGUGUUCUAAUGGGGGCAAAUAUUGCUAAUGAGAUUGCAGUGGAGAAGUUCAGUGAAGCGACAGUGGGAUACAGGGAGAACAAAGAGAUAGCAGAGAAAUGGGUUCGGCUAUUCAGUACUCCUUAUUUCAUGGUCUCAGCUUGUCAAGACGUGGAGGGAGUUGAACUAUGCGGGACCCUGAAAAAUGUGGUGGCAAUAGCAGCAGGUUUUGUUGAUGGUUUGGAAAUGGGAAAUAACACAAAGGCUGCGAUAAUGAGAAUGGGUUUAAGAGAAAUGAAGGCCUUUUCCAAGCUCCUUUUUUCAUCGGUUAAGGAUAGCACCUUUUUUGAAAGCUGUGGUGUAGCUGACCUUAUAACAACUUGCUUAGGUGGAAGAAACAGGAAAUGUGCAGAUGCUUUUGCUCGGAAUGGCGGAAAAAGGUCUUUCGAUGAGCUUGAAGCUGAGAUGCUGCAGGGCCAGAAAUUACAGGGUGUCUCGACAGCAAAGGAAGUUUACGAGGUGUUAAGACAUCGCGGAUGGUUAGAGUUGUUCCCACUCUUCACGACAGUGCAUGAGAUCUGCAUCGGUCGUCUUCCACCAACAGCCAUAGUUGAAUACAGCCAAAGUUGAAAACAGCCAUAGUUGAAUACAGUGCAUGAGAUCUGCAUCGGUCGUCUUCCGCCAACAACUAUAGUUGAAUACAGCCAUAGUCGAUCGCAGCCCAAAUUAUGACGGGUUUGCUUAUACUAAUUCUCAUAUAUAGCACACUGCAAUCUAAAUGUUGCUCUAGUUUCUUCACCAGUGCAACAAUGUAUAAGACCAUAAGGAACCUUGUCUUAUCAAUUCAUAUAAUACCAUUUGGUGAUUACGCCGCA
Messenger RNA from Rhododendron vialii, 1630 nucleotides. RefSeq names its product glycerol-3-phosphate dehydrogenase [NAD(+)]-like. Gene Ontology annotation, molecular function: NAD binding; glycerol-3-phosphate dehydrogenase [NAD(P)+] activity; protein homodimerization activity. The record is from RefSeq and is a predicted model, not a curated record. Gene Ontology annotation, biological process: glycerol-3-phosphate catabolic process; carbohydrate metabolic process. Gene Ontology annotation, cellular component: glycerol-3-phosphate dehydrogenase (FAD) complex; cytosol. Bases 138 to 1385 code for a protein of 415 amino acids. The transcript is spliced from 11 exons. Lineage: Eukaryota; Viridiplantae; Streptophyta; Magnoliopsida; Ericales; Ericaceae.